Messenger RNA from Myripristis murdjan (pinecone soldierfish), 1663 nucleotides. RefSeq names its product metaxin 1a (gene mtx1a). The coding region runs from base 52 to 1026 and encodes 324 amino acids. The transcript is spliced from 8 exons. Gene Ontology annotation, cellular component: SAM complex; cytoplasm. NCBI's taxonomy places the organism in Eukaryota, Metazoa, Chordata, Actinopteri, Holocentriformes, Holocentridae. Gene Ontology annotation, biological process: mitochondrion organization. The record is from RefSeq and is a predicted model, not a curated record.
AACGGCAACGAGCAUCACUUCCGGGGUGAGAGGACAGCGGACGGGCUCAAGAUGGCGGCGCCCGACGAGUUGUUUUGCUGGGAGGGGGACUGGGGCCUGCCGUCCGUCAGCCCGGACUGCCUGGUGGUGCUGGCCUACGCUCGGUUCGCCGGAGCUCCACUCAAACUUCACAAGAUCUCCAACCCGUGGCGGAGCCCGAGCGGUUCUCUUCCCGCACUGAGGACCAAUCAGAAGGAGAUCCUGUCCAGGCCCUCUGACAUCAUCAUCCACCUCAGGAAACAGAAAUACAACGCCGACUACGACCUGUCAGCCAAGGAGGGAGCCGACAGCCUGGCCUUCAUCUCCCUGAUGGAUCAGAAGCUGAUGCCCGCUCUGAUCUAUACUUUCUGGAUCGAGCCAAAGAACUACGUGGACGUGACUCGCCGCUGGUUCGCUGAACACAUCCCCUUCCCUCUGAACUUCUUCCUGCCCGGCCGGAUGCAGCGGCAGCAGCUGGAGAAACUGCGGCUGGUCAGAGGAGACGAAGGCCUGGAGGCCGGAGAGGAGCUGGAGAAGGAGCUGUACCGGGACGCCCUGGAGUGCAUGAACCUGCUCUCUCAGCGCCUCGGACAGCACAAGUUCUUCUUCGGAGACUCUCCCUCGUCUCUGGACGCCUUCGUGUUCGGGAACUUGGCGCCCAUCUUCAAGUCCAAACUUCCCAACGCGAAGCUGCAGCAGCAUCUCAAGUCCCUGGACAACCUGACUCACUUCUGCUCCAACAUCCUGCUGCUCUACUUCCCCGGCGACGGCCGAGAGAGCAGCAGCAGCAAGCCGCCCUCCCCGCCUGAAGGGGGCGACUUCGACCACGUCCCCAACAAGCGGCGGAAGCAGUUCCUGUCGGCGCUGGUGGCUCUGGGCGCCAUGCUGAGCUACGCCCUGCUCAGCGGCAUGGUGUCCAUCCAGCACGGCCAGCAGGAGGCGCUGGAGCGCUCGCCCGGCCUGAGAAGCCUGCCCUCGCACGACGACGAGGAAGAGGAGGAGGGCUGAGGAAGACGUCAGGUCCACCCCCUCCCUCCCCCCCUCAUGAUGUGAACUCCUGUUUUCUACGGGCAUUUUAUAGAGAAAUGUGAUUCUGUUUAGGAAAAUAAAAAACACAAAAGUUACUCAGAAAAUAUUUAAUUGCAUCACAUCGUCAGAGAAAGGAGCAAAAAAGAGCCGAGAUAAAAUUUAAACAUCUGAGCCGGUUUCAGAUUUAAAUAAAUAAAUAAAUAAAUAAAUAAAUAAUUCCCCGAGCAGCCGGGCUUCAGUGAACUGAGAUCAGAUUAUCGCUUCAGGUUCAUCCGCUGGGUUGAAUUACAGCAGAAUAACUUGUUUGUGUUAAUCUGCAGCUUUUCUUCUUGUGCCACUUGUGUUUUUUCUCUUUUCACACACGGGCUCAUCAAAUGAGAAGUCAUUUGCUUUUGUCAUUUUUGUUUGGUGCCAAAUUCUCCUGCGACACUUUGGCAUCUUUCAAACGCGUCUCAGACAGCAGGACGGGGGCGGAGCCACUUUCUGGGAUCUGCAAAAAAAAAUAAAAAUUCUCUGAUUUUGAAAAUUAUUAUUUUUUUAAAAUCAUAAACGUUUCAAGCUGCAACACUGCGAGUCUGGCUUGUGAGGCUCGUCGUCGCUCGAGGGCAGACGGAAA